CGCCCUGCAGCGCUAAAGCCGAACGCCGUAAACUUAGAAGACGAUUUUCUCCGUGAUCGGAAAACACAAAGACCACCAUGACCCUGUAUACCGUCCGAAUCAACAACGAAAUCAUCCAAACCACGGUUACCUGCAAGGCCUCCAUUGUCGAUCAAUGGAUCCGCGGUAUCCUUUACAUCCACCGUUGGCGACUUCAUAAGCUCAUAGUGGGCUUCGAUGUAGAAUGGAGACCGAGCCUCAAUCGUAGUAUGUCUAAUCCAGUCGCCAUUCUACAACUGUGCGUGGGACGUAGGUGCCUCAUCUUCCAACUCAUUCAUGCAGACUACUUUCCUGAUUCGCUUUUCAACUUCUUGGAAGACCACAGAUUCACUUUCGUCGGAGUCGGAAUUCAGCAGGACGUGCAGAAGCUUUCCAGGAACUACAGUUUUUCGUUUAGUUUUCUGGAAGAUCUUCGGAGCUUGGCUGCGUACCGGUUUGAUAUGCCAGAGCUUUGGAAUGCGGGGUUGAAGCGGUUGGCAUGGGAGGUUCUCAGGGUAGAGAUUGAUAAGCCAGUACAUAUUACUUUGAGCAAUUGGGAUGCUCAUUUCCUUACUGAGGCUCAGGUGUGUUACGCUACCGCUGAUGCUUUUCUUUCUUUCGAGAUUGGGAGGGUUUUGCUUUCUUGAAGGUUGGAACUAUUAGGGUUUCUUGUUUCUGCUGUCUGGUGGAUUACAAUGUAAAUCUUGAUAGCCUUUUGUAGUGGGUUCUGCCUGUCGAAGAAAAAGCUUUUGUUCUUUUUGUUUUUCUUUUCGCUUUUGGGGAGAAUUAAAGAUCUAUCAUCUAUGGGUUCAAUCAGUUCUGAGUUACUUGGGUAUUGGAGCCAUGGUUGCUUCUGAAGAUUUAGAGAUGUAAAGUUUAGU
Nelumbo nucifera (sacred lotus) is the source of this 899-nucleotide messenger RNA. Lineage: Eukaryota; Viridiplantae; Streptophyta; Magnoliopsida; Proteales; Nelumbonaceae. The record is from RefSeq and is a predicted model, not a curated record.